AUGGUUCAACAGCAAGCUGAGGAGGCUACUCAGAACACAGGACACUGCUUUUACUGUAAAUCCAGAGACCCACAGACUUACAGAGAAGCACAGAAAAGCAUGAGAAGGGAUAUUAAGGAGGCCCAGCACAGGAGGAUGUACCCAUACAGCUGCAUCGGCAUCAGGUCAGGUCCACUCUACGCAGAGUUAACUCGAGGAAAGCAGCUGGCCCGGACGGAGUCAUGGUUUCUGCUUGUGCUCUAUGACUUUCAACCUACAAAUAUAUCACCUCUUACAGAUGCACAGGCCCAAGGUCCCCUGAUACCUUGGGCCCUUGGGCCUGUGCGUGGUAGGCCCAUCUGGAUUGUUAUUUUGUGGGUCCCUGUGAGUUUAUUCCUCGGCUUCAUCGUUUCUCAGACGUGGAGCGUUCAAGUGUCGUGGGAAAACUGGAACACUCGGCUGCGCAAUCAAGGGAAUGAAUUUGAGAAGCCAAGUUCUCAGCCGCACAUCAUUUUUAUCCUGGUAGAUGAUCAGGGUUUCCGAGAUGUUGGGUACCACGGCUCCGAGAUCAAAACCCCGACACUGGACCGGCUGGCAGCGCAGGGAGUCAAACUGGAGAACUAUUAUGUGCAGCCGCUCUGCAGCCCAUCCAGGAGCCAACUUAUGACCGGCAGGUAUCAGAUCCAUACAGGACUUCAGCACUCCAUCAUUCGAGCUACCCAACCCAACUGCCUGCCCUUGGAAAAUGUCACCCUGCCCCAGAAGCUCAAGCAAGCGGGCUACUCCACCCACAUGAUCGGCAAGUGGCACUUGGGUUUCUACAAGCGUGGCUGCCUGCCCACCCAGCGUGGCUUCGACACUUUCUUUGGUUCCCUGUUAGGAAGUGGGGACUACUACAGUCACUAUAAAUGUGAAGCACCUGGUAUCUGUGGCUAUGAUUUGUAUGAAGGAGAAGAGGCAGCGUGGGAGCAGGACCGGGGCUUGUACUCUACUGUAAUGUUUACUCGAAAGGCUAUCCGUAUCCUAGCCAGGCAUAACCCUCGCAAACAACCCUUGUUUCUCUACUUAGCGUAUCAAGCAGUUCAUUCUCCUCUACAGGUUCCUGCCCGCUACCUUGAGCGCUACAAGGGCAUUCCAAACUUGCAUCGUCGUAAAUAUGCUGCCAUGGUAUCCUGCCUGGACGAAGCCAUCCACAACCUUACGUUAGCACUAAAACGCUAUGGUUAUUAUGACAACACAGUUAUAGUGUAUUCAUCAGAUAAUGGUGGGCAGCCAUUUGCGGGUGGAAGCAACUGGCCCCUGAGAGGGAGUAAGGCUACCUACUGGGAAGGGGGGAUCAGGGCAGUAGGAUUUGUUCAUAGUCCCCUCUUGGUGAACAAAGGGACAAAAUGUCAUUCUUUGGUUCAUAUCACUGACUGGUUCCCCACUCUGAUAACCCUGGGUGAAGGGACUUUAGACGAGGAUCUAAAUCUGGACGGGUAUGAUGUUUGGGAAGCUAUCAGUGAAGGCCACCCAUCACCUCGUCAGGACAUUCUUCACAACAUUGACCCAAUCUACAUCAAGGCCAAGAAUGGUUCAUGGAAGGCUGGGUAUGGCUUAUGGAACACAGCCAUUCAGGCUGCGAUCCGUGUGGGCCACUGGAAGCUGCUGACGGGUGUGCCCGGCUACAGUGACUGGGUGCCCCCACAGACCUUCUCUAACCAGAGGCUGACCAAUCGUUGGCAUAACGAGCGUGUCCAUUGGGACCGGGGUAAGUCUGUCUGGCUGUUCAAUAUCACAGCUGACCCUUAUGAGAGAGUGGACUUGUCUCAGCGCUACCCACAUAUAGUGAAAAAGAUGUUAGUGCGGCUAGUACAGUACAACAAGACUGCAGUGCCGGUACGCUACCCAUCUAAAGACCUGCGCUCUAACCCGCAGUACAACGGGGGUGUAUGGGGACCCUGGUACAAAGAUGAGAGGGAGGAGCAAGAAGAGGAUGAGAGAUACAAUAACUUAUUCACCAACUAUCUUGGUAAAAGAAGGUGGAAGAAGAAAUCAAAGAGCAGAAAGUUGAAAAGGAAGGUAGAAGAGUAGCCUAUCCAAUUUGUGAAAGACUUCAGUUACCUUUUCUCAGGGAUUGACACUUCCAAUUUCAGGACUGGUCUCUUCAGAUGUGCUAACUCCAGUUUGUUUUAACUUAACUUCAGUUUAUACUGUAUGAAAAAUGAGGAUGGACGUUUUGAAAUGCCUCAAGAAUGGGGAAAGGAUACACUUGUUCAAACACUACUGUCAUGCCCAGACACAGCCAAGACCUCAUGUUAGUGUUAGGGGUGUUUAAAGAAUGUUUAUUUUUCCAAAUUCUGUUGCAUGUUUGAGCUCCUGUCACCUUUAGAUUGUUCUGUAGAUCCAGUUUUCUUCUAGAGUAGAAAUUAAAUCUUCCUAGACAGUUGCCAUAAUUUUGGUGACAGAAAAACUAACUAAGACAUAGUUCUAUUAUGUUGUUGAUUGCAGUGAUACAGUGUAAUGGAAACAGAUGUAGGAUUUAUUUUAUGUGUGAGCUGAUGUUCAUUGGUUUUAUAAGCACAGUUUGUCAGAACUUUAGAUGUUGUUCCCUCUUUUGAUGAUGUCUGGUCCGGCACCAGGCCAACCUGAAUGUAAGACAAAUUAACAAAAUAAAAGCCCCGAA
Messenger RNA from Monopterus albus (swamp eel), 2644 nucleotides. RefSeq names its product arylsulfatase family, member J (gene arsj). NCBI's taxonomy places the organism in Eukaryota, Metazoa, Chordata, Actinopteri, Synbranchiformes, Synbranchidae. The record is from RefSeq and is a predicted model, not a curated record. The transcript is spliced from 5 exons. Gene Ontology annotation, molecular function: sulfuric ester hydrolase activity. Bases 1 to 2052 code for a protein of 683 amino acids.